This is a messenger RNA of Desarmillaria tabescens, 1271 nucleotides long. RefSeq lists its product as uncharacterized. NCBI's taxonomy places the organism in Eukaryota, Fungi, Basidiomycota, Agaricomycetes, Agaricales, Physalacriaceae. The coding region runs from base 239 to 1159 and encodes 306 amino acids. The record is from RefSeq and is a predicted model, not a curated record. The transcript is spliced from 9 exons.
CUCUCACUCGCUAAUUGCGCUGUAGCUGAGUGCAAUUUAAGCGCCGGAUUGCGGUUUCUACCGCCUAUCCACAGUUCGGAACUUCUAUCAUCACUCUAACAUCUAGAAUGGCCCGCCGAGACAGUUCUUUUUGCGAUUCUAACCUUGUGAUCAACAUAUCAAGCCAUUACAUUUUACCGCCCGAGGUUCCGUGCAUGAUUUGAACAUUACGAAUGGCUCUCCUUACACGGCUACUGCCAUGCUGUUCCUCCCAUGGCGCACCUGGGCUGUCUUGUUUCCACUUGUGAAACUUGUACCGUUGGUUGCUUCUCAAGUAACGCAGGUAACCUGCAACGCGUCCAUUGACUCCAAUUGGUCAUACAAUUCCCUUAAUCAAAGUUCCUGCGUUGUUGCGUCAUAUCUCGGAGGCGUAUGCAACUCUGGGAAUUUUACUGUCACUCCUUUGAGCGAGGGAGACCUCUACGCUGGUCCCACUCUUGCACAGGCCAAUAGCUGUCGAUGCAGCUCUGUGUUCUAUUCUUUGAUCAGCGCCUGUGCGCUUUGUCAAGGGCGCAUAUAUGAAAGGUGGUCUCUUUUUCAUACCAACUGCACCGAGAAUCUAAAUAUUCCAGUCGGAAAAUUUAACGAUGCUAUACCUGCACAAACGGCGGUUCCGCAUUGGGCGUAUCAAAAUGUCUCAGUGACUGAUACUUUUGAUGAACAAGAGGCUAGGUCAGAUUCAGAUGCUCCUGAGUCUACCGCCCAGCCUACCUCUACAUCAACAUCAACAUUCCCGUCUGCAUCCUCCGGCGUAACAUCCCAGAAACGUACAAACGUUGGCGCCAUUGUUGGAGGUGUCAUUGGAGGGGUUGCUCUUAUAGCUUUACUUGGAUUAGGUAUAUGGUUCAUACGGCUGCGCUUCAGAUCGAACCAUGAAUCGGAGCCCAUUCUCGCUGCUGAUAUGGACACUCAUCCCCGCAACUUUAUCACCUUACCUGUAGGCCAAGCCGCUCCGAAGCUAUAUGAUCCUUCUGAUCCGAGCACUUAUCCUAUAUCUUCGCCAUCUCCCGUGUCUUCUGCGAACACACAUACAUAUGGAACACAUCAAACCGUGGCAUCCGCUUACUCCGGACUUGCUCUCCCCUCCAAUCGUACGUAUUCUGGUGUUCCCGAGCUGUGAUUCCAUCGCGUUCCAUGAUCUUUACCACUUGCUUGUCGUGUGUAAUGAUAUAUUCCCCUGAUUUUUCUCAUGAUCCACCGGGCGCUUCAACCUACUUCUAUGAUUCCGCUCC